GUGGUAAUCUCCCGGCUGCUCCAGCCCCUGGCCAAAGGCAGGGGCACGCCCUGUGUCCCACUCCCACGUUCAUAGGACGGCGCCAGGAUCCCUUUUCUCUACUCCGCCCUCUCCUCCCGCACUGUUCCACUGUCCUGCCCAUAAAUUGCAAGAGCAAAGGUAGCACGAUUCCUGCGGGCCGCGACACCGGGCGCUAAACAGUGCAGUCCCGAGCUUCCCCUGCAGAAGCCGCGCUCCUCACUUGGUCCGGGGGUAGAGGGGGCGCGAGAGAGCAAGUGGGCGGGCGUCCUAUUCUCCGCAUCCUCCUCCAGGUCCUGGCGCGCAGGGUGGGAGCGCCGCGCCGCUCCGCGCUGCGCAUCGCGGCCGGCUCGCCGCCUGCCCCCUGCCCUAGCUGGGCCGCCUCCCCCGGCUGCCGGUGGAGGGCUACGAGGCGCUAACGUUACGCUGUUUCCGGUUUUCAAGCGGGCUCUGUUUCCCCUCCCAAGGCGGCGGCGGCGGAGCGGCGGAGCCCCCCAAAUGGCCUGGCCAGAUGCGGCAGGUUUGCUGCUCAGCGCUGCCGCCGCCGCCACUGGAGAAGGCUCGGUGCAGCAGCUACAGCGACAGCAGCAGCAGCAGCGGCAGCAGCAGCAGCAGCAGCAGCAGCAGCGAGAGGAGCAGCAGCAGCAGCAGCCGCAGCAGCAGCAGCGAGAGCAGCAGCAGCAGCAGCAGCAGCAGCAGCAGCAGCAGAGAGAGCAGCAGCAGGAGCAGCAGCAGCAGCAGCAUCUCCUCCCGUCCCGCUGCGCCCCCAGAGCCGCGGCCGCCGCAACAGCCGCAGCCCCGCAGCCCCGCAGCCCGGAGAGCCGCCGCCCGCUCUCGAGCCGCAGCCGCCGGCGGCAUGAGGCGCGACCCGGCCCCCGGCUUCUCCAUGCUGCUCUUCGGUGUGUCGCUCGCCUGCUACUCGCCUAGCCUCAAGUCGGUGCAGGACCAGGCGUACAAGGCACCGGUGGUGGUGGAGGGCAAGGUACAGGGGCUGGCCCCGGCCAGCGGCUCCAGCUCCAACAGCACCCGCGAGCCACCCAGCUCGAGUCGGGUGGCGCUGGUGAAGGUGCUGGACAAGUGGCCGCUCCGGAGCGGGGGGCUACAGCGCGAGCAGGUGAUCAGCGUGGGCUCCUGUGCGCCGCUCGAAAGGAACCAGCGCUACAUCUUUUUCCUGGAGCCCACUGAGCAGCCCUUAGUCUUUAAGACGGCCUUUGCCCCUAUCGACACCAACGGCAAAAACCUCAAGAAAGAGGUGGGCAAGAUCCUGUGCACUGACUGCGCCACCCGGCCCAAGCUGAAGAAGAUGAAAAGCCAGACGGGGCAGGUGGGUGAGAAGCAGUCACUGAAGUGCGAGGCCGCAGCGGGCAACCCUCAGCCCUCCUACCGCUGGUUCAAGGAUGGCAAGGAGCUCAACCGCAGCCGCGACAUUCGCAUCAAGUACGGCAAUGGCAGAAAGAACUCACGACUACAGUUCAACAAGGUGAAGGUGGAGGACGCUGGGGAGUAUGUCUGCGAGGCUGAGAACAUCCUGGGGAAGGACACAGUCCGCGGCCGGCUCCACGUCAACAGCGUGAGUACCACUCUGUCAUCCUGGUCGGGGCACGCCCGGAAGUGCAACGAGACAGCCAAGUCCUACUGCGUCAAUGGAGGUGUCUGCUACUACAUCGAGGGCAUCAACCAGCUCUCCUGCAAAUGUCCAAACGGAUUCUUCGGACAGAGAUGUUUGGAGAAACUGCCUUUGCGAUUGUACAUGCCAGAUCCUAAGCAAAAAGCCGAGGAGCUGUACCAGAAGAGGGUCCUGACUAUCACCGGCAUCUGCGUGGCUCUGCUGGUGGUGGGCAUUGUCUGCGUUGUCGCCUACUGCAAGACCAAAAAACAGCGGAAGCAGAUGCACAAUCACCUCCGGCAGAACAUGUGCCCUGCCCAUCAGAACCGGAGCUUAGCCAAUGGGCCCAGCCACCCCCGGCUGGACCCCGAGGAGAUCCAGAUGGCAGAUUACAUCUCCAAGAAUGUGCCAGCCACAGACCACGUCAUCCGGAGGGAAACCGAGACCACCUUUUCUGGGAGCCACUCCUGUUCUCCUUCUCACCACUGUUCCACGGCCACCCCCACCUCCAGCCACAGGCAUGAGAGCCACACGUGGAGCCUGGAACGUUCUGAAAGCCUGACCUCCGACUCACAGUCAGGCAUCAUGCUGUCUUCAGUGGGCACCAGCAAGUGCAACAGCCCGGCAUGUGUGGAGGCCCGGGCACGGCGGGCAGCAGCCUACAGCCUGGAAGAGCGGCGCGGGGCAGCCGUGCCACCUUACCAUGACUCCGUAGACUCCCUGCGUGACUCCCCACACAGCGAGAGGUACGUGUCGGCACUGACCACGCCCGCGCGCCUGUCCCCCGUGGACUUCCACUACUCGCUGGCCACGCAGGUGCCGACUUUUGAGAUCACCUCCCCGAACUCGGCGCACGCAGUGUCGCUGCCGCCGGCCGCGCCCAUCAGCUACCGCCUGGCGGAGCAGCAGCCGCUACUGCGGCAGCCGGCGCCCCCCGGCCCGGGGCCCGGGCCGGGCGCGGACAUGCAGCGCAGCUACGACAGCUACUACUACCCCGCGGCGGGGCCGGGGCCGCGGCGCGGGGCCUGCGCGCUGGGCGGCAGCCUGGGCAGCCUGCCCGCCAGCCCCUUCCGCAUCCCGGAGGACGACGAGUACGAGACCACGCAGGAGUGCGCGCCCCCGCCACCGCCGCGGCCGCGCGCUCGCGGCGCGUCCCGCAGGACGUCGGCGGGGCCCCGGCGCUGGCGCCGCUCGCGCCUCAACGGGCUGGCGGCGCAGCGCGCACGCGCGGCGCGGGACUCGCUAUCGCUGAGCAGCGGCUCGGGUGGCGGCUCGGCUUCUGCCUCGGACGACGACGCGGACGGGGCGCUGGCGGCCGAGAGCACGCCUUUUCUCGGCCUGCGCGGGGCUCACGACGCGCUGCGCUCGGACUCGCCGCCGCUGUGCCCGGCGGCCGACAGCAGGACUUACUACUCCCUGGACAGCCACAGCACGCGGGCCAGCAGCAGACACAGCCGCGGGCCGCCCCCGCGGGGCAAGCAGGACUCGGCGCCCCUCUAGGGGCCCCCGCCGCCCGCCGCCCCCUCCGCCUCGCCUGCCCCACUGUCUUUAAGGAGGACAGAGACCACCGCCUGGAGAGAAAAAGGAGGAAAAAAAGAAAUAAAAAUAUUUUUAUUUUCUAUA
Molecule: messenger RNA, 3247 nt
Organism: Neogale vison (American mink)
Lineage: Eukaryota; Metazoa; Chordata; Mammalia; Carnivora; Mustelidae
Gene: NRG2
Product: neuregulin 2
Exons: 10
Coding region: 530-3124 (864 amino acids)
Biological process (GO): nervous system development; intracellular signal transduction; animal organ development
Molecular function (GO): signaling receptor binding
Source: RefSeq, a predicted model, not a curated record